Messenger RNA from Alligator sinensis (Chinese alligator), 3219 nucleotides. Its product is annotated as WD repeat- and FYVE domain-containing protein 4-like. The record is from RefSeq and is a predicted model, not a curated record. Gene Ontology annotation, molecular function: protein binding. Lineage: Eukaryota; Metazoa; Chordata; Crocodylia; Alligatoridae. Bases 31 to 1902 code for a protein of 623 amino acids. The transcript has 15 exons.
AAGAGAGAAAUCAGUAACUUUGACUACCUCAUGUACCUGAACACUCUGGCUGGACGGAGCUACAAUGACUACAUGCAGUACCCAGUGUUCCCUUGGGUCCUUGCUGACUACCACUCACAGACAUUGAACCUUACUAACCCCCGGACCUUCCGAGACCUUUCGAAGCCCAUGGGAGCACAGACCUUAGAGAGGAAACGGAAAUUCCUCCAGCGCUACAACGAGGUGGAGAAGAGUGAGGGAGACCUGUUGGCCCGAUGUCACUACUGUACCCACUAUUCAUCUGCGAUUAUAGUGGCAUCUUACUUGGUCCGAAUGGAGCCAUUUACACAAACAUUCUGUUCCUUGCAGGGUGGAGGCUUUGAUGUUGCAGACCGGAUGUUUCACAGUGUGAAGAACACGUGGGACUCAGCAUCACGAGAAAACAUGAGUGAUGUCAGGGAGCUCAUCCCUGAAUUCUUCUACUUGCCUGAGUUUUUAACCAACUCUAAUAAUUUUGAAUUUGGCAGCAUGCAGGAUGGAACUGUGAUGGGAGAUAUACAGCUUCCCCCCUGGGCAGAUGGAGACCCUCAUAAAUUCAUCAAUUUACAUAGGCAGGCUCUGGAAAGUGACUAUGUCAGUGCACAUCUUCAUCAUUGGAUUGAUCUGAUUUUUGGUUAUAAGCAACAUGGCUCAGCUGCAGUGGAGGCGGUUAACACCUUUCAUCCUUAUUUUUAUGGAGACAAGAUGGACCUCAACAGCAUUAGUGAUCCUCUGAUUAAAAGCACCAUCCUGGGCUUCGUCAGCAACUUUGGGCAGAUACCAAAACAGCUCUUUACUAAACAUCAUCCAUCCAGAAAUGUCCAAGGAAAAAAUGCAUCAGGGAAAGAGUCUGCAUUGGUACUUCAUUCUAGUGGACUUUUACCUCCAUUACUCAGCAGCCUGCAAAAUCUGAAGAUGUCUCCUGUUACUCUCAAAGAGUCACCCAAAGGACCCAUUGGACACAUUGUUCAUACGGAGAAAAGCAUUCUGGCUGUUGAGAGAAAUAAAGUGUUGAUUCCCCCUCUUUGGAACAAAACCUUCUGCUGGGGAUUUGAUGACUUCAGCUGUUGCUUUGCAAACUAUGGAUCUGACAAGAACAUGACAGUAUUCGAAUGCAUGGCAGACUGGGGAAAGUGCCUCUGUGCUGUGUGCCCAACACCAACAACUGUCAUCACUUCCGGAACAAGCUCUGUUGUGUGUGUCUGGGAGAUUUCCCUGCUCAAGGACAAAGUGAAUGCCCUAACCUUGAAAAAGACUUUGUAUGGACACACCCAGGCAGUGACCUGCCUGGCCACCUCUGUGACCUAUAGCAUGAUUGUGAGUGGAUCUGAUGACAAAACCUGCAUCAUAUGGGACCUGAACCAGCUGACAUAUAUAAGCCAGCUUCCUACCCAUGGGGCAAGUCUCUCUGCUGUUGCUGUCAGUGAUUCAAUGGGUGAUAUUGCCUCUUGUGCUGGAUCCUAUUUACAUCUAUGGACCAUCAAUGGGCAGCCCCUUGCAAGUAUAAAUACCACUGGCAGCCUGGAAGGGGAGAUUAUUUGCUGCUGUUUCACUGAAGUAAUGGACUGGGAUACACGCAGUGUCAUCGUUACUGGGGGCACAGAUGGCAUUGUGAGGCUAUGGAAGAUGGAAUAUGCCAAAGCCCCAGACCAGGUGGUUGGAUCAAGACCACAAAAAGACACAACAGAAAUUCUGGACAACAAAGGUAACAAGGGGAGAAAACAUCUUGUUCUCUGUCGGGAGUUAGAUAUCAGCAUUGCCUUGAAUGGAAAACCUAGUAAGAACAAUCCAGCGGUGACAGCCCUUGCUGUAUCCAGAAACUCUUCUAAGCUCCUAGUUGGCGAUGACUGGGGGAAGAUACAUUGUUGGUCCAUAGAUGGGUAGGAAGAAAUGACAAGGAGCUCUUGUUCUCAACCACUGUGAAGUCUGGAUGGAAAGAAAAUUAUCCUUCAAAGCACACAGGAUUUGGAAGAAUGGAAAGGGCACAGAGGGGAAUUAAUUUAAUUGGAGACAAUGGAUUGUAGGAUCAAGUUUGGAUCAGAUAAAAACAUAAGAAGGGCUGUACUGGAUCAGAAUAAUGGUCUUCAUAGUCCAGUAUUUUGCCUCCAGUGGUGGCAAGUAGUAGAUGGUUUCAAAAGAGAGUAUAUAAAUGGGGCACAUCUAGAAUGAUUUAUCACUUGCCAUACCCUCUGUGGCAUCAGCCAUCAUUGGUUUAAAAUAUCAGAAGAUACUUUUCUGAUUGUUCUAUUUAAUAGCUAUGAAUGGAACUUUCCUCCAUGACUUUGUCUAAUCCCUUUUUAACCUGGUCAUAUUCUCUACUUCUACAACUGCCUGUGUUAAUGAGUUAACUAUACACUGUGUAAAAAUGUACUUUCUCAUGUUAGUUUUAAACUUGCUUUCUGAUCAUUUCAGUGGGUGUCCCCUAGCUCUUAUAUUCUGGGAGUUGGUGAAUAACGAUCCACAUUCACUUUAUCCACACACUUCAUAGUUUUAUAGACCUCUAUCAUAUCCCCCUCUACCUUUCCCUUUCUAAACUGAAGAAACCUAGCCGUUUUAGUUUCUCUUGGUACAGCGGCUACUCCAUAUUCCUGAUCAUCUUGGUUGCUUUUCUCAGUACAUUUUCUAAUUUUACUACAUCCUUUCUAAUACACAGAGACCAGAACUACGUGACACAUUCAAGAUGUAGAUGCACUGUGGACUUAGAGUAGCACAGGGAUUUUUUUAAUGUUUUGUUUUCAAUUGCCUUCUUAAUGAUACCUAACAUUUAAUUGGCUUUUUUUGUCACUGCUGCACAUUGAGCUGACAUUUUUAGAGAACUAUGUACAGUGACUCCAAGGUCUGUUUCCUGAGUGGUAACAGCUAGUUCAGAGCCCAGCAUUGCAUAUGUAUAGUUGAGGUUCCCUGUAAUAAGGAUGCAGAACUUGGUACUAUGAUGCAUUAUUGGUCCUGCUUUUCAAAGUAAUAGGGUCCAGUCCUGUCUACAGCACACAUACAAAUUAUCAAUAUGUUUGCUAAUUAGAAUCACUACCAGUGGGAUAAGAAUCUGUUGUUGUGGCCCCUGUAACAAACCAGACUCAUGUUCCUUCUGGAUUCCAAGAAAAGCAGUAAGAAUUUCACCACUGGCUUCAGUAGGAAUAGAUCUGUAAAAGCUAAAUGUUGCUGGAACAUGGAAUAGCAGAUACUUCUUGGUAUGUACAUUCA